Molecule: messenger RNA, 3144 nt
Organism: Symbiodinium sp. CCMP2592
Lineage: Eukaryota; Dinophyceae; Suessiales; Symbiodiniaceae
Source: the annotation of a GenBank genome assembly
AUGCCGUUCUUCGGUACAAGCGAAGAUUGCGUUCAGAUCACUUGGGAUUCGGAUCGUGUCAUCUAUGCCCAUAAGGUCGAUGAUUAUGUUCCGGUAUUUCGUGAGCAGAUAAGGUUUGGUGGUGACGGUUUGCAUCGAGCCUUAGCCGCUGGUGAGUCUGCCCCGGCAGCCCCAGCAGAGGUUCCUGCACCCGCUGUCCCAGCAGAGGACCCUCCUCUACCACCUCCCGUAGCACCCCCUCCAGCUGAUCCAGGGGAAGGUUCCGGUGCCGACGAUGAGGGUGAUGAGGAUGCACCAACCAAGGCUCAGCGGCUAAUCACUGAAGCCCAGAGUCUAGAACAUCGCUUAACGCAUAUGCCAAAGAACCCAUACUGUGAUGUUUGCAGUCGGAGCCGAAUGCUAAAGAAGCGAACGGCAAGGACGCGCUAUGCAAGGUGUGAUGAUGAGUUAGAUCCGGUUGACGAGUUCGGCCAACGGAUAGGUAGCCGGUAUGUAAACGCGGUUGGAUCCGAGUUUGGUGGCAUGAAAUUACAACUUGGUCAGCUGGUCUACUACAGACUUGACCCGGCAUAUCGUGAGAAGUUUCAGGCAUCAGCAGCGCCAGGGGUGUUUGCAGGUUGGCGGUUCGAUAGUGGUCCAUCAUCUUUCAGAGAAGUCUAUCACGUGUUGGACUAUGGUAAGCUAAAGAACCGUGAACCGGGGUACGAAAAGGCGAUCUCCGUCCCUAGAGAGGAGAUACAUGUUCCCCGCGGUAAUCCCAUCCUUCCGAUGUUCACCGCUGCAGAAGCUGCUUUGUCUAGUUUCACGAAAGCCGAGUAUGAAGCCAUCGAAUUCCUUGAUGUGCCGUUCAGCACGGUGGCACCAUCAACACCUGUGGCAAAGCGCCACGAGUACAUCACUUUAGAUAGGCUCAUGCGACUAGGCGCAACACCUGGUUGUAAGGCCUGCAAGUUCGAUGGAACAGUACACACACCAGUAUGUAAGGCAAGAUUCGAUGGUUUGAUUAAAGCCGAGAAGAUUGCUGCGAGCAAGUCAGUCAGAGACGCGGCACCGCCCGAUGUCGAGCGCCCUGAUCCUUCGGCGGAGUCUGCACCCGCAGCCCCCGAGGGUGAUGAGGAUGCCCCAGAGCGCGCGAGCUCCUCUGCUGGCCCACGAGCUCCAGCUGGUGUUGUGGUUCAGUCUUCUGAAAACAAGGUUUCAACAGGUGAGUUUGGUUUGAGUGCAAGGCAGCCUGAGUGGAUCGACUUCGCAUCGAAACACGAGCUUUCCAAUGUAGCCUGUGUUAGUGGCAACAAGGCCAUCACCAUCGCUUCAAACUCUAGGCGAGUACUGGAGCACUUCGCAAAGGUGUCAACAAAGGAGUCGUCAGAGAUUAAUGCAACCAGCAUCAAGGCAUAUGAGUUUGCAGAUCUCGUGAUACAAUCCUUGUUUCCCCAGCGGUACUUCAAAAGUGUCCCCAAUCUUGGUAAAGCGAGCGCGCUUAUUACCAAGAAUCUCUCCCGCCGAGAAUGGCAAGCUGAGCCGAAGGCGCUCGAGGCCAUCGCUCAAGAAGCAGAGGGAUUGCGCCGAAAUGGCACAUGGGAUGACACAACAGCCAUGCCACUGCAUGAGCUGAGAAGUCAGGCCAGGAUGCCUGAGUAUGCUGAGCAGAUUGUCCAAACCUAUUGCGAGAUCACCGGGACAACGCCCGACAAGCUUCGUCGAGUGAACACGCCCUGCAUCGCUGAAUCGUCAAUGACCGACGAGGAUAUCUCAGCGCAAGGCGAGCUCCACGAUUCAGCAUCACGCAUCUUGAUGCGCUGUUUGUGGUUAGCUCGUCUCUGUAGAGCUGACAUCGCAUUUGCUGUAACUCGCUUAGCUUCCAGGGUCACUCGUUGGACCGCCUGGGAGGACAGACAAGUGCUCAGACUUGUGUCGUACAUUCAUCACACUAGAGAUGUUUGCAUGAAUGCCAGUUGCUCUUGGGAUGCUGCUCCCGAGCUACGGGUGUAUACAGACGCUGACUUCGCAGCCUGUCCCUACACUUCACGUAGCACGUCCGGGAUUGUAGUCCACAUAGGCACAGGUCAGCAUGCAUUCCCUGUGAUGUGGCAAAGUCGCAAGCAAACGUCUGUUGCGAGGUCGACGCCAGAGGCCGAAAUGAUCUCAAUGGCAUCAGCCAUGUUUUCAGAGGUCAUAAAUUUGCAGACGUUCUUACAGUCAGCCUUCAAAAGCACAGUGCCGAUCAUCUUCUUCCAAGACAAUGAAACUGUCUUGGCCAUCCUGAAGUCAGGAUACAGUCCUAAGCUUCGCCACUUAGGGCGCGUGCACCGCGUGAACGUGGCAAGUAUGGCAGAGAUCUUUGAGCAAGAAGAGUUUUCGGCUACUUACGUGAACAGCAAGGAGCAAUUAGCUAAUGGUUUGACUAAGAUCAUCCCUCCUGCUGAGUGGUCUGAUAUGCUCACACAGUUGUGCCUUCACGAAGGUGUCCCUCACAGUGCGACCGUCUCAAAGGUCGUAGCUGAGGAAGCAGAGCGUUUUGCAAGCUCACUGCCUAGAAAGAUCACACAAGAAGACCUUGUGCAGCUUUUGUCGUACUUGCCAGGGGAGAGCGCCGUGCGCCCCUCUGCAAGUGAGGCAAUGUGCUUCACCACCGGUGCGUUCGCGCACGGAGGCUUCGCUGUCCUGCGAAUGCUCACUCGGCCCAAAUCACAGGGCUUCAUCUGGCAUUUUGUGAAAGGAGCCAGAAAUUCUCCACAGGGCGACAGGAUGCAAGGAGCCCUGUACAGCGCGCGGAGCAGGGCACCAAUUCUCGGAGGGAACUUUGCAGUGUGGGGUGGAACCUUCUCGUCCUUCGAUUGCUCCCUCCAGUACGUUCGCAGGCAGGAUGAUCACUGGAAUGCCAUUGCAUCGGGGUUCUUGACCGGUGGGGUGCUUGCUGCGCGAGGCGGCUGGAAAGCUGCUAGCCGCAACGCCGUUAUCGGUGGCGUUCUUCUUGCAAUCAUCGAAGGCGUUGCAGCUCUCUUGAUGCGGUCCCUGUCGAAGACCCCAAGAGAGCAGGCCAUCGAAGCGAUGGAGCAGGAAAGGCAGAUGAAGGAGAAUCCGAAUGGUCCAUUUCCGACAUGGUUGCGAAACCCAAUGAGCCCACAGCCGCAAGCCCCCUAG